AUGUCCCUAGUUCUGACAAACGGAGCCGUUGCGCAAACUACCAAGACACUUCCGCCCGAUGAACCCUUCGGUCAAGGCGGAAACCCUGACUGGCUACGCCAGAUAUACCAACAGCUUCAUGUAGUAUAUGGUUUGCCUCCCAAACUCCGCGUGUACAGGACGACGGUCACUUCACCAUCCAAGGACCUCGAAGACCUUUCAAGUCAUUUUCAACACUGGCGCCAAAACCCCGAGUCGUUCUGGGAGACACCAUCCACUGCCGUUCAGCUGGAUUCCCAGACCACGGAACUACGCGUUCUACAAAGAUUUGUUGCCGUUUCUGCCCACGAGCUCUUCUUACGCAUCGUUCCCAGGGCGCGGGAAAGAAUCUCCGCUAAGCAAAUGGCCGACUUCCUCAUUGCAAUCGGCCUUCAAGCGCCCUCCGAGGACAGGAAAAAGUACGCCGGCCUGGUUCGACGUGGCCGUGACUGGGUUCUAUUUUGCAGCCGACUACAUGAAAUCGAAUCCCAUAACAUGCAGAGUCCUCCCCCUAGUCCCAGUGUCUGCGCCGCUGGCGAUACUUUGCACGCUGCUUCCUUCGAUAGCCCUGGCAUCUACGGACCCCUAUUUGUCUGCAGCAUUGAUGACUCCAUAUUCGGGUCAAAUGGCCUUUUCGGAUCUGGCAAGCAACAAUACAUUAAGCAAUUGUCCGAGGCAGGGCUGUCCAAGGCUGCCAGAGAGUAUGGGGCAAAUCAAACCGCCAAGAUUCUACUUGGCUAUCACCAAAAUCUUUUUUGGCUUCCGAGUACCACUCUAGAAGGUUUAGACUCGCUGAUAGUAAGGAAGCGAAAGCCGGAGAUUGAGUGCGGUAACACCAAGAAGAAGCCGAGAAACGAUUCCGAGAGCGAGACGAACCUACGGUGUGACAAUAUGGUAUCCCCGCAACUACAGGGUCAUCAACCUACCUCCUUGACACGGUUAGAUGGCAUCGAUGUUCUUACACCACUUGCUUGCUCUCCAGACUGGUCUAUAGACGCAACAUCACCACUGCCCUUGUUUAGAAUAGAAGACUUCUUUUACAUCGCCAUGCCCUAG
Messenger RNA from Metarhizium brunneum ARSEF 3297, 1074 nucleotides. RefSeq lists its product as uncharacterized. The record is from RefSeq and is a predicted model, not a curated record. Lineage: Eukaryota; Fungi; Ascomycota; Sordariomycetes; Hypocreales; Clavicipitaceae.